Closterium sp. NIES-65 is the source of this 2154-nucleotide messenger RNA. The record is from the annotation of a GenBank genome assembly. NCBI's taxonomy places the organism in Eukaryota, Viridiplantae, Streptophyta, Zygnematophyceae, Desmidiales, Closteriaceae.
CUGGCUGGUCAGGAUCGACCCGUGGCUCUGGCCAAUGCCAACGCCAUGCUGAGGAGGUGGAUUUGUGCUGCGAGUCCUUCUCUCUCCAUUCUCUCGGCUCACUUUCUUGUGCCCGCUCUCUUUUCUUCCUCCUCUCCUUUUGCCACUCCCUUCCCUCUUCCGCUUCAGGUAGCAGCACCACUCAUCUUUGGCUGGCUUAUUGUUGCCUUUGGCCCACUGAUUUGUGCCAGAGCAUGUGUUGCCCUCGUUGCUCUCUCCCUCCCUGCCCUGCUCGCCCUCACCAUGCUCACCAACCGCCUCUCCCACGGAGCUCUCAGCAGACCUCGACCUGAGAAGUCUGAGAAUGAUUGCCAAAGCGGAGAUAAGACUUCAAACGAGUGUAAUGGGAAUGUUCCCAUGACUGAUCUAAAGUCGAAGCAGCAUAAGCCCUCCGCGUCCCCCGCAUCGUCCUCACUACUCCACUCCUAUGAGGGGUCCUAUGAGGGGUCCUAUGAGGGGUCCUAUGAGGGGUCCUAUGAGGGGUCCUAUGAGGGGUCCUAUGCACUUCACUCCUUCUCCCCUCCAUCCUCGCCCCUCCUCCCCCUUCUCGCCUCGUCUGCUUUCGGCAGCAGCGCUCCAGCUACAGGAGUAGCACCUUCCUUGGCACUAUGCUGCCACUGCUCGUCCUUGCACCCUGUUCCCGGUGCGGCCUACGUGCUGCUCUUCUUCUAUGCUGUGCUGUCAUCGGGGGCCUUCUCAUGUCGUUCUCAACAUGGUAAGAAUCUUCAUCUCAUCUCGAGUCAUGCCUACGUGCAGCAGGCUGUGAUGCCCGCCAGUGCCGCCUACGUGCUGCUCUUCUUCAAUGCAGUGCUGUCACCAGGGGGGCUUCUGACAUCUUUCCUCUCCCAACACGGCGUGCAGAUGUCAGUGAUAGGGGCCUUCAGGGGCGCCUGUGCUGCCACGGGAUUUGCCGCCACCUUUGUUUCGCCACCGCUCGUGGCACGUCUGGGUGUGCUACAGUGCAGAGUGGUGCAGUGUGGUGCAGUGCGGGGCCAUGGGUUGUGGCGGGGUGCUGUGUGGUACAAUGGUGUGCAGUGGGAGGCGAAUGGACUGUUCAUGCUGGCAGUGCUGCUCUCUUCUUCCAUGCAUCCCUCCCUCCCCACCCUCGCAUCUUUGCCCUUCUCCCUCUCUCACACACGCUCCCACACCCCCCCAGUCCCAUCACUCCCCCAGUCCAUCACUCCCCCAGUCCCAUCACUCCCCAGUCCCAUCACUCCCCCAGUCCCAUCACUCCCCCAGUCCCAUCACUCCCCAGUCCCAUCACUCCCCCAGUCCCAUCACUCCCCCAGUCCCAUCACUCCCCAGUCCCAUCACUCCCCCAGUCCCAUCACUCCCCCAGUCCCAUCACUCCCCAGUCCCAUCACUCCCCCAGUCCCAUCACUCCCUCCUUAUCCACCUCUCCCUUGCCCACUCGUCAUUCCAAGAUGUCCCGCACAGUUGCCAUCGCUGGCAGUGCUGCACUUGUCUUCCAAGCCCUUCUCCUCUCCUGGACGUUGCAGGGAGUUCUUGAGAAUUCUCAAAAACUCCCUGGCAGUGCUGCGCUUGUCUUCCAAGCCCUUCUCCUCUCCUGGCCCCCGUAACCCGCUCACAUUCACACACGCACUUUUCUCUUACUUCCCCUCCCCCCGAACCCCCUCUCCACCCCAGGCUGGCAGUGCUGCUCUUGUCUUCCAAGCUCUCCUCCUUGCCCUCGCAGUGGGAAUCUUCUCCUCUCUCUCACACUGCCCUCCGGUGCUGCAGCAGGGGCUGAUGCUACUCUUCCUCUUGCUCGUCGUGCUUUCCCGAGUGGGCCAUUGGACGUUUGAAAUCGUCGACUCUCAGAUCAUCCAAACAGCCAUCCCCCCCGCCUCGGCCAAUCUCAUCGGAACCACCGAAAUCGCCCUCGCCAGCCUGGCGGAGCUACUAAUGCUAGGAAUCGCCAUAGUCGUUCACGAUCCUAAGCACUUUGCGGCUCUCGCUGCCAUGUCCAUGGCGGCUGUUUUUGCUGCGGCUGGGGUUUACUGCUCCUGGCUGGCUCGGCCCGACCCGAGGAUUCAGAAGCUGUUCCCGAACCAGCCGGAGGUUCGGUGGGGAGAGGUGUUUGGGAGGUGGGGGAACGGAGGGGGGAGGAAGUGA